UGCAUUCCUUUAAUUCUGGCUCAUUGUGUAUCCCUUUCUCACUUCUCUGAAUGUAAUGCCACUUCUCUAUGCUUGAAGCCAUCCAGGGUCUGGGAUUCCUCUCGUUCUUCCUGUGAAGCCCUUUCCAUCAAGACUUUGGUGAUCAGUCUUCAUGGUCCUUCUCUGUCUCAGCAUCAACUGCUGUGCGAUUAUGUCCCUGUGAAACACUUUACAAUGUUAAGGACACUAUAUAAAUGUAUCUUGUUGAUCUUGACAUUAUUUUAAUUAAAAUGGUGCAAGCCAGAACACACAAAAAAUGUUUGUUCAUUUACUGCAUUGUAAAUUUCUCCAGUUUGCAUGACCUUUGUAAACCCACAGAACAAAUAUGUCCCAAUACAGUCAGUGGCAUCAUCUGAACCUUUAGACCAUAAAACUUAGGAGCAGGAAUUGGUCAUUCGGCCCACUUUAGUCCAAAGGAGUAUUGUUGAGUAGUUUAACAUCACGAUUGUUACCCCCACUUUGCUUUCAGUUUCAACCCAUUCUGUGGCGAUACGUGAAUACAAAAAAUAAUGGUUCAACGUUGUGGUUACCCUGGACUGUUCGACAGGCAAAGGCUUUACCUGAGAUAUUUUAUAAAUCGUGUUAAACGUGUUUCUUUUUCUCCCACAAAAAAGCAACCUGGGGAGGGACAAUGCUGUCUGGCUUUCAAACGUCUGUGAUGUCCUUGGUCUGAAAAACCCAUUAACUUGUGCAUAUAAAAUUUCUGCGCAUACAGUAAUGCUCGUGAUUAAUCGCAGCAAUGUUUUCCUUGGUUGGAGUAAUCCAACAUGUGGUGCUCAACCCCGCCCCUCUCACAUUACACACUAUAAACUUGUCACUUUUCCCACCAAAGCACUCAGAGGGAGUCAGCCUCAUAGAGUGCAGGCAUAACUGUAGGGUUUAAAGCACUUUCUGGUGCACAGAGCAUCUUCCAGCUUCUACAUGGAUCAGAGCACAGGCAGCUGCAUGCGCAAUUCGCAUUCCGGGGCCGCCGUCUGGGGCUGUAUGAGAAAUCCACAUUCCGGGGCCGGCGUGCCCGGCCUGCACCAUUACCCGUCGCCUUUCUCCUUCUACAAGAAGUCGGACGCCGCCGAUUUCACCGCCUACUCGGAAUUCACGUCGCCGUGCCUGGUGUCAGCGGCGCACGGCUUCCCCGCCGACGACCGGGUUUACGUGGACCACCACCCGCCCCGGUUCCCCCGCUCCGAGUGGCACCUCCCGCCGCCGCCGGCCCCGCCCCCUCCCACCCCGACGGCGGCCAGGGAGAGACAAACCUCCUGCCUGUCCGCCAGCUCCGCCAAUUUCGAAACCGGUGGGGGCUCGCAGGCGGCCGGCUGCCUCAGCGCUGGGGAUUACAGUAGCCCGCGGGGCAUCGCGGCAUCCGACAUCGACAAGAAAAUAACCAAAAGGAAACGCGACGUCUUAGAAACUCAAGAUUCAAAUUACAAGUCAGAGUCUAACAACAAGGCCAGAAAAGAAAGGACAGCCUUCACUAAGGAACAGAUUCGAGAACUAGAGGCCGAAUUUGCCCAUCACAAUUACCUGACCAGACUGAGGCGAUAUGAGAUAGCAGUUAAUCUGGACCUCACAGAAAGACAGGUAAAGGUUUGGUUCCAGAACCGAAGGAUGAAAUGGAAACGUGUGAAAGGUGGACAACCCAUUUCACCACAGAGUCAAGAACCAGAUGAUAUAGAUUGCGUGACUCCUGACUCCGAUAUCAGGAAUGCAGAUGGAAAGAGCCACAUGGUGGGCUUAGUGGACAAUAAAGAAACAAUACAGGACAGUAUCAGAUAAAUCCAUUGGCCAUGCUCAGACUUUAAUGUGCCUUAAGUUGGGGGAACGUCAUGUGUUUAAUGUCAGAUGGCAAUAUUUUCAACCUUCAAUGAACAUUUGAGCAUCACCUUGGACCCAAAGCUUCUAAACCAAAAAUUCAGUGUUUGUUGGCCUUGAGUAUUAUACUUUAUUAUAAGAAAGUGGGAUCAGAAUCAGAACUGGAAAUCUGUUGUUGCAUUUCUCAUUUCAACAAAAUGUCGUUUAUUUUUUAUUCUUAAAGAAAAAAUAGCUUGCAGGUUUGUUGUAUAAAUAAUGCGAAAACUUCAAUUCAUACCACAAUAAAUUAAGUAACAGCAUAUAGAUUUAUGAAGACAAAACAAUGAUUGGAAGUGGACAGAUCCUCUGUAGUAGCAAUCUUUCCAACAUAUAUUAGGUAUAUGUAAAAUAAACUAAUUCAGUAAA
Molecule: messenger RNA, 2253 nt
Organism: Chiloscyllium plagiosum (whitespotted bambooshark)
Lineage: Eukaryota; Metazoa; Chordata; Chondrichthyes; Orectolobiformes; Hemiscylliidae
Source: RefSeq, a predicted model, not a curated record